This is a messenger RNA of Aspergillus homomorphus CBS 101889, 954 nucleotides long. RefSeq lists its product as uncharacterized. Lineage: Eukaryota; Fungi; Ascomycota; Eurotiomycetes; Eurotiales; Aspergillaceae. The transcript has a single exon. The coding region runs from base 196 to 711 and encodes 171 amino acids. The record is from RefSeq and is a predicted model, not a curated record.
AGGCAUUCGACCUCGAACAAGCAGUCGUAGCGAUUUCAAGUCAAGGACUAUUGUAAUUGCAACCAGAAGGGGGGUAAUUAGGCGGAGGGGAAGCUGGGCCGGGGGACGGAUUGAAGCGCGGGCACGGAGACUUGAUGGCGGAGGAUCGAGUCUUGUUUACGGAAGGGAGCCUAGCGGAAGAGGGUUAAUUUCAGGAUGGACAAGCGAUCGACCAUAGCCAUAAGUGGAGCGAAUGGAGUAAAGCGGUGGAAGUAUAAAAGAGCGGAAAUGGGGAGGGGAAUGGGAGGGGGAGGAAAGAUUAACAAGAAAUGUAGAAAGUUGCGCGCGCUGAGACGGCCCAGGGGUGUGGGAGAGGGGGAGGGGACUGGACCGGACAGGACAGGAGAAGUACCAUGCAGCAGGGGGGAAAUGCCCAGAGAAAUAAAGCCAAAGCUGAAUCCGGGGGCAGACAAGCUGAUGCGUAACAACCACCGGGAGUUUCAAUGUGUCAAGACGAAACAGAAGAGAACGAGUCAGACGAAGAUGAGAAUCAAGUGUGAUGAUAGUAGUCUAAGAAAGAGGUGGAAGGAGGAGGAGGUUGAGGAAGAGGGAGAGAGUGGAAGUGAGAAGGAGGAAACAGAGAGAGAGAGAAGGAGGCCGCGAUUAUUGAGGAAGACAAGAGAGAAAGAGAGUUUGAGGCCGCGGUUGAAACACACCACCCGUUUCAGAUAGACCACUCACGUCCAGGUCCCCAGAUUCAUCCCAAUUCACUCAGAUCGAUUGUCAAACAGUAGACCUGGUUAUUGAUUCAGCUGAAUGUUCAUCUAUAGACAAAGUCAUACUUCUAUGUAUGUAGGUAUACAUUGUGGUGAGUGAAUGCCAGCUCCUGCAGACCUCCCGUUUCAGGAUACGAGAUGAAUCCUCAGGCACCAAUACAGUACUGACACCUCAGGCAGCCCGCAGGCCACCCAAUAC